CUGGGCGUCUCCGCCGCCGCCAGUCGGGGAGCGGCGAGCGAUGGCGGCGGCCGCGGGUGCUGUGCUCAGGGGGCUGCUGCGGAAGCGGGUCUCCAUCCAGACGGCUUCCUGCCGUAGUUUCAGGACCAUGUCUUCCCAGCAGCAGCAGAAGCAGAAUUCCUCGGACAGCUAUGAGACCCUGAAGGUGGAGCGGGUGCGAGACAAGGUGCUGCACGUGGAGAUCAACCGGCCGGAGAAAAGGAAUGCCAUGAAUGCCGCCUUCUGGAGAGAGAUGGUCCAGUGCUUCCGAAAGAUUGCCGAAGACCCAGAGUGCCACGCCGUGGUGUUAUCUGGUGCUGGGAAAAUAUUCACGGCAGGCAUCGACCUGAUGGAAAUGGGCAGCACGUUCCUCAUGAUGCCGGGAGAGGACACGGCCCGGAAGGCUUGGAACAUCCACUGGAAGAUCCGGGAGUAUCAGGAAACCUUCACAGUGCUGGAGAAAUGCCCAAAGCCCGUCAUUGCGGCCAUCCACGGAGCCUGCAUCGGAGGAGGGAUGAGCCUCAUCUCGGCCUGCGAUAUCCGCUACUGCACCCAGGAUGCCUGGUUCCAGGUCACGGAGGUGAACAUCGGGCUGGCAGCGGAUGUGGGCGCUUUGCAUCGGUUGCCGCACAUCAUCGGCAGCCGCAGCCUGGUGAGCGAGCUGCUUUUCACCGCCAGGAAAAUGAUGGCGCCAGAAGCUGAGAAGAGCGGUCUGGUCAGCCGCGUGUUCCCAGACAAGGAGGCCAUGAUGGAGAGCACCUUUGACCUGGCCACCGAGAUCGCCAGCAAGAGCCCCGUCGCAGUGCAGGGUGCCAAGGUCAACCUCGUCUACGCCAGGGACCACCCUGUGCCCCAGGGCCUGAAGUUUAUGGCUGCCUGGAACAUGAGCAUGCUGCAGACGGAGGACAUCGUGAAGUCGGCCCAAGCCGCCAUGGAGAAGAAGACGCCCAAGGACGUCACCUACUCCAAGCUGUAGCUGGGCCGCCGGGCUCGGGGUGGCGCACGCAACCCUGGGAGCUGCGGUGCCUCCCGCGGCCUCGUGCAUGGCUGGCCUGGGCUCCUGCGAAGCAAUGAGGAACAAGUGCCUUGGACGGGUGGCCGAGCCUCACGCUCCGGUCGCACCCCUGCGAUAAGGGCUUCUGCUAGAGCAGGUUGCUUGGGGCCUGUCUUUUGAAAAAAUGACUUUUCAAAAUGUGAAGUGGAGCAACAGACGGGAAAUAAACGUUCUGUGAGCUCGG
Molecule: messenger RNA, 1256 nt
Organism: Varanus komodoensis (Komodo dragon)
Lineage: Eukaryota; Metazoa; Chordata; Lepidosauria; Squamata; Varanidae
Gene: ECH1
Product: enoyl-CoA hydratase 1
Exons: 10
Coding region: 41-994 (317 amino acids)
Cellular component (GO): mitochondrion
Molecular function (GO): delta(3,5)-delta(2,4)-dienoyl-CoA isomerase activity
Source: RefSeq, a predicted model, not a curated record